Molecule: messenger RNA, 6021 nt
Organism: Amoebophrya sp. A120
Lineage: Eukaryota; Dinophyceae; Syndiniales; Amoebophryaceae
Source: the annotation of a GenBank genome assembly
CAGAUUUUUGCGUGCGUGGAAUUUCCUCUGACAACAAAAAAGUAGUGAAUAAGCAUGUGCAUGUCAUCUUCCGACAAGAACAACCUGUGAAGAAAAUAGAGAAACCAUGCUCAACUAUCGUAUCAAGAAGAAAAAGAACGUGGCAGCGCCGCCGCCCGGGCCAGCAGGACAGCCACCGGCUCCUCCUUCAGCGGCGCACCCUCCGUCAGAUAUAUUUCAAGUUGAAUACCUUCAACCUGAGCCUGCUAUAUCUGGGCCUGCGCAACAGACGAGUUCGAGCUCCGCUGCAUCAGUGGCAUCAAGAAGUGCAGCCGGCGUGAAGCACCAGGAUCGCCCAGCACCGCAGCCCACAGCUGCUGACGCGCCAACGCCGUCACGCGGUCGAAAAAAUAACGAUGCCUCGGCACUGCUUGUUCCAGCGGCGGAAGACAAGAAAAGUGCCAGAAACAACGACGAAGAUUACUCUGUCUUGAGAGGUAAAGCUGCAGAAAUUGCGAUCAAAAAUGCGGCAGCGACUGCAUCAGCAGCUGUUCCACCGACUGACACAUCGGCACUUCCGUCGGCAUUUGCCAAGAUGGUAGCAACUGCCCAUGAUAAGGGUGGUGCUGUCAGCAGCGGUGCGCCGCAAGAGUCAAUCUCCGCCUUCUCCGCGAGCGCGAAAGCAAAAGUCGCUAGUGCGUGCGAGGAUCCACCAGACCAGGACGAUCCGUACAACAACGUCGACUUCGACGACGACCGCGCUAUCGAGGACGAGGAAGAACAGCAAGCUCUCGACGCGCUCGACGAGGCAGACGCACUCGCCCCUCCGCCGCCGGCCUUCGUGCAGGGAAUCGGCGGAAUGAUGGUUGCGCCACGACCUCCGGGGCCAGCGGGAACAGGAGCUGGUAAAGGGCCGCUACCGCGGGAUCAGCAAGACAGUGCGAACAUGUUUGCCUGCAUGUAUCUCGUUUCCGGCAACGCAGCGACGGCCCUGCCCCGACGACCAAAGGUUUUCAGCCUGGAGCAAAAGGUGAAGGCUGGAGACUGGGUCAAAAACAGUUUUCUCGAAGCGUCGAAGAAGGGUCCCGGCGCGGCGAAGAGCUCUUACCUAGAUGAUGGAGAGCAGGCAGGGCCGCCGACGAAGAAGCGUCGAACUGCGGCGAAAACGGGUGGAAGAGCGAAGGCGAGUACAGCAGCGGCAGUUUUAGGGGGCGCUGUAGGUCAGCAACAAGCUGCAAAGAGACAAGCGCGCCCAAAAGCAAAAACGCGAGCGAAGGCGAAAGCAAAAAACAAGACUCUUCUGAUGGACGUACUUUUGAGCGACGAGGACGAUGACAUGGGAAUAAAGCAAGGCGCUCGUCGUGAUGCUGAUCAUGCAAGUGCAACAAAAGAUGACGAGAAGCCGCCUGCUGAAAACUACAAGAGGCCCGAGUUCUACGAGACGGUUGACCCGAAAAGCAUACAUUUGCCAACAGAUAGCACCGUGGACGACAUCAAGAACCUGGUCGAUGACCCCGAGGCGGGAGAAGAAACGCGGCCCGAACCGAAGGCGAAGAUGCCGAAGAACACAGUCAACCGAAAUCUGAUUCACGAGCUCAACCAGCGAGUGCUGCAGGCGAAGCGGAUUGCGGCUAGGCGUGAAGAAACCCGAAAGGGACGGAAGAAAAACGACUUGGGGUUUUCUCUGAACGAUGCGCAGUUUGGCAGCGGCCUUUUGAAGUCCUCGUCGGCCCAGCCUGCCUCAUCUUCCAGUGUGACGACGAGUGCACCCUAUGCGGUGCCUGCAUCUAGUAGUUCUACUGUGAGGACCAAUAGCACCACCAAAGAGUCGUUUGCAACUGUUGCAGGAGCCGCCGCCAAAUCGACGAAGACGCCGAAGAACGCUCGCGGCGAGAAGUCGAGGAAAAAAGAUGGAGCUUCCGCUAGAUCUUCUCGUAACAAGAAAUCUGGAGGAAAGACGAGUCGGGUGAGCCCGGAGGAACGAGACAUCUUAGGGUUAUCGUCCUCGUCUGACGAAUCAAGUGGCGAAUACACUUCCGAUAGUGCGGUGGAAGAUGCGAAGCCGCAAGCCAAAGCAAAAGCAGCGGCAGAUAGUCACCCCGGCGCCGGCAAGCGCGUCCGCCAGAGCAGCAGCAAGAAGAAUAGCGGCUCGUCGAGUUGCACCAGCAGCAGUAGCGAUUCCGAUAACGAGGGGUCGACGUCCCUCGUUCCAACAGAAGUGGAUAGCCGCCCGAGCAGCAGCAAGAAGCGCAGCUCAUCGCGAAAGAAAAACAAGUCAUCUGAGAGUAAAGCUAGCGCGAUGGCGGGCACAGGGGCUCGACCAGGAAAGCAUUUCUCUGACAAGAAAGCGCUGCUGUCGCCUAUUGUCGAGUCUCCGGACGAUAAGGACAACAAAGCUCCUACUGCUGUCUCCAGUCGGCCUGGUCCCGUAGUUCCGCCAAAGAUUGGAGGUCAGCCGGUGACACUUCGCACCGACGUGUUGGACAAUGACAAUGCGGCGCCUGCUGUGGCUCCGCCGACUGCGACCUGGCAGCGUUUUACUAGUGGAUCCGCGGCUAGCAGAGAAGCAGAACUCGCCGAGGCCGGGUCCAGCACGCUGCUGUUUUCUUCGGUCACUUCUAGUUCCGCGGCGCCUUUUGGCGCUGGCGCGCACGAGCCUUCCGCGGCUGGAUUCUCGAGAACCGAAGACACUUCUUUGCAAGAAGACCUGAAAAUACAGCAGAAAAUUAUUGAAGCAGCGAAGAACACAAACCUUGAUCAUGAACAAAAUCUCGCAGGAGCUACGUCUGCGAACUUCAACUUCGCAACCAAACUCAAGCCUGCCGCGCCACGCGCCAAGAAGCCAGCCGCGAGAAAGAAGACCACAGUGCCCGUCGUUUCCGCGGCGCUCAACGCCCACCUCGACCGCCUGGCGUCGCAGUCGCAGAAACCGGUGAAGAAGCAGGGAGCCAAAAACGCUGUGAACGGGUUCACCAACUACAUUCCGCAAUCGAAGGGCUACGAACGGCGCAUGCGGGCCGCGCCGAACCGCAGCGUCGCGAUGAACAAACGGCUGAUGAAGGGGAGACGGGGCGGCAAGGGCAUGAAUUUUUCCGCGAACAACAACGUGGGGCAGAUGGACGGCCGCGCGUUGCAAAGCCACUACUUGUCCAAACGCGCCCAGCUGGCGAAGGAGAACUUCGCGCAGAAUUUCUUCGUGGACAACCCGGGUUGGGAAGUUCCCUUGUGGAGCCGGGGCUUUGGAAAGGAGCGAACCGUCGUGAAUAGUCCUGAGGAAGCUUUGGAAAAGUUGAACUUCAAAUCCUUCCGUCGGGGGCAACGCGAGGCGAUCAAAUCAGUGGUGGACGACCGUCUCCGCACUUUGCUCCUACUUCCGACGGGAAUGGGAAAGUCGCUCGUGUACCAAAUCUGUGCGUUGUUGCUCCGCAGUGAGGGCCUGACCUUGGUCGUCACACCGUUGGUCGCACUGAUGGCGGAUCAGCUGCGGAAUUUACCGGUUUCCAUUCGGGGCGCAGCAAUCAACUCGCACCAGACGCCGGAACAAAGUCGGCGCAUCAUGAACGCAGUGCGGAACAACGAGGUGGACUUGCUUUUUGUCACACCAGAAAGACUCGCGAUGUGGGCGCUAUCUAGCCGAGAUUUUCCCAUCGCGUUAGUGUGCGUGGACGAGGCCCACUGCGUGUCCGUUUGGUCCCACAACUUCCGCCCGACCUACAUGCGGCUGAACUACUUUUUCGGGCAGCUAAACAUCCCGCGAGUGCUUGCUUUAACCGCAACGGCAACCGCGCGCGCUAUCGACGGCAUCCAGGGUUUGCUAAACAUUGACAUCGUUCUGCGUCAGAACCUCGAUUGCGACAUUGUGCGGGAAAAGGUGGGCGGAGGGAAGGAUGUAGAGAAAAAGGUGGAAGUGCUGGCUCGGGAAGGAGAGACGGAGCAAAAAACAGAAGUCAGCGUGAUGAGCAUCAUGAAGGACCAGAACAAGAAAGUAGACAAAGAAAACGAGAGUGGUGGUAGCGCUGAACAAACAGGACCACAAGCUGCGAUAAAACCGGAGAGUGAAGAAGGCACCAUCAACACCAAGACCCCGGCUACUGACGGAAAAUCCACGGUGCUCUCCCAGUCCAUCCUCCGGCGCAACCUCACCUGCACGGUGUCGCAGGUGAACGAAAAGGAAAAGGGCCACGACCUGGUGAAGAUGCUGCAGCAAGACGACCGGUUCCGCCGCGGCAGCGUUCUAGUGUACGUGUGGCGCCGGAAGACGGUUACUGCCCUCGCGAAGCUUCUCGGGGGCAGAGGCGUGCAAGCGGUCGGAUAUCAUUCCGCCCUUUCUGCCGAAGAUCGCGACCGAUUCCAGAAAGAAUUUACGGUGAACCGGAUCCGCGUGAUGGUCACCACAAUCGCAUUCGGGAUGGGAAUCGACAAACCGGACAUCCAGGGCGUGAUCCACUACGACAUGCCAAAGUCGCUCGAGAACUUCGUGCAGGAGAGCGGUCGGUGUGCUCGGGACUUGACCCGUCGAGGUCACUGCCACAUCUACGUGAACGAGGAGGAUUUCGCGUUUCAGCGGAAAUACAUCCACGGGAGCAUCGGCGCGCACGGAUCGGCGGUGGAUAAGCUUCUGGAGCUGAUCUUCAACAAGAAGAGGCGACACGCCAUGCUGAAGACGGAGGAUAGUGACAACGACGUCGAGAGCAACGCGUGCAGCAGCGUGGUGCUGAAUGAAAAGGAAACAGCGAGAAUCCUGGGUUGCGAGACCGACGAAGUCCAUUCCUUGCUUGCGAAUAUGGAGCGGCUCUCAGGCGACGCAUUCCGGCUGUACUCUUCUUUUCCGGCGAAAGUGAAAUUACGGUUUUUCGGCAAAACCGAGGACGAGAAGAGCCCGGAGCAGUUGAUGGAGCGAGAUUUGUUUCUCGCGCAGCUUUUGCCUCUGUGUCGUGUGAACGCAGGAGUGUACUCCUUCGACACGUUGAAAGCGAUCAAGCAACUGCAGCCGGAGAAGGGCUCGAAGAGCUCCUUUAGUGUAGCGUCGACACCGGGGGAGUUCUUGACGAAUUUGCACGUGUGCGCCGGUUUGCAUAGGAUCGCGGUGGACCGGGAUAACUACGGCUAUUUGAUCGAAGUGCUUCGCGAGCCAUCGCAGCAGGACUUGAAGACCUGGUGCUGCAGUCUGAAAGCGCAUGUGCGGCAAGUCGAAACUGUUGCUGCUGAGCAGAUCGACUCCUGUUACUGCGCGUUUUACCGCGUCGCGCAGAUGAUGUCCGGAAGCGGGAGCGGAAAUGCGAAGACCGAGGCGAACACGGCAUUGGCGGCCGCAGCGAAUAACUGCACGGCGUUACUCGCCAGCGACCCGGCGCUUCUACUAGCAGCUGAGGGGGAGUCAAAAGCAAAGGAUGCUCCGGACGAAGAUGACGACGACAAUGACAACGACACCGCUGGUGCGGCACAAGAACAGCUGCGGAUCCGCAAAAGCACGGCGUUUAUGUCAACGUUAAUCGACAUGUACUUCUACAGCCCGGAGGGUCAAGACGUCGUGGCGAAGAUCUGCGGCGGGAAGGAGAAAAAGCUGCAGAUUUUGUCCGACGCCCUCGGUGUGGCACCCGGGUUGAUGGAAAAACUUGCAGACGUCGAUCAGCAAACCGAAGACGACUUGUGGAAGACGCACCCGUCGUACGCGAAGCUGAGAAAGGACGUCGCGAUGCACUGCCGCACGCCGACCAUCCGCGCGGCCAUGAAGAAGGCGAAAGAGCCGUCGCUGCUGAUCACCAACGUGCUUCUGGGGCGUUUCUGCACGAUGCUGGGGCCGGACUUGGAGGCGCGGUGGCGCUGGAUGAAGAAUCCCCUGUGGAACACGCAGGCAGACUAUCCGUUCGGCUUGGUGUAUCUUUGUGUGAAAGAAGUCAACGACGAACUCAUCGCGGAGGAUCUGGCGAAAAUUUUGAAAUGAUGUGGAAGUAAGACGAUACUGUGAAUGUGAAAGAAUUGAGAUGCAUUGCAAUAAAGCGUAAACGUCGAAAAUCGGCACAGCCAGGUGAAAAAUGACAA